Messenger RNA from Telopea speciosissima, 636 nucleotides. RefSeq names its product protein LURP-one-related 15-like. The record is from RefSeq and is a predicted model, not a curated record. Lineage: Eukaryota; Viridiplantae; Streptophyta; Magnoliopsida; Proteales; Proteaceae. The transcript is spliced from 3 exons. The coding region runs from base 19 to 636 and encodes 205 amino acids.
AUCGUCUCUGCUCUGACCAUGGCUGAACUCUCCAAUUAUCCACCGUUGCCCAAUCCCAUCACCAUCGUUGGACCCCAAUUCUGUGCUCCCUACCCUGUAGAUUUCUCCAUUUUGAGGAAAGUUGGGAAAGGCAAUUUUUCUGUCGCUGACGAGGUUACUGGCAAUAUUCUCUUCGAAGUCAAGGUUAACCACUUGAGUUUUCAUGGCCGUCGUGUUCUUCUUGACUCCAAUGGAAAUCCCCUGCUCUCUAUACGAAAAAAGAUAUUGAGUGCACAUUGGAGAUGGGAAGUGUUCAGGGGAGAUAGCUGGAAAUCGAAAGAUCUGUUAUUUAGUGUAAAGAAGUCUUCUUUGUUUCAAUUUAUGACACAACUGGAUGUGUUCUUGGCGGCUAAUACGAAAGAGGAAAUUUGUGAUUUCAAGAUCAAAGGGAGCUGGUUGAAGAGAUCUUGUAUGAUCUAUAUUGGAAACUCUUCUAAUGUCAUUGCUCAAAUGAAUAAGAAACAGAGUGUUCAAAGCGUGUUGUUUGGGAAAGACAAUUUCACGGUCACUGUGUAUCCGAACGUCGAUUAUGCUUUCAUCGUUGCCCUCAUCGUUAUUCUCAAUGCAAUCGACGACAAUAGGGAUGAUGAGAAGUAA